AUGUAUGUUAUCAUACCCUCACAAGUAGGCCAAGCCAGCAAGAAUCUUACGGCGGAUGUCGUUGUGGCUGAGAUGGACGGAUUAACCAUCUUGACAAAGCUGAACUGGCCAUCACAAAGGCGACCCAACCAUCAGGUGUACCAGAUAGCAUACGUGAUUGUCAAAGCUGCCAUCUCUCCCAGGCCUGGAAACUGGAUUUUAGAGAGGUCUGUAGAUGGAGAGACAUUCAGUCCUUGGCAAUACUUUGCCAUCUCAAACGAAGAAUGCUGGACCAAGUAUGGGCUCCAGGCAUCUCAUGGAAAUCACGCAUUCCAAUAUGACUCGGAAGUCAUAUGCACUUCCUACUUCUCUAGACUUAAACCUCUUGAAGGAGGGGAAAUUCAUACAUUCCUUAUCAAAGGUAGACCUGGUGCUAAUAGUUCUAGUGAUGAAUUGAUGGAGUUUACAAGAGCGCGCUAUGUACGUCUCCGGCUUCAGAAACUGAAUGUACCCACAGAGCGCAUGCUGUCGCAUCUACCGGACAAGUCUUACCACCGUAGCUUAUUCUAUUCAAUAAAGGAGAUCUCAGUUGGUGGUCAAUGUAUCUGUAAUGGUCACGCUGCCAAGUGUCGCCACAGUCGCAACGGAGAAUCGACCUGUGAAUGUCAACAUAACACUUGUGGGGGAAGCUGUAACGAGUGCUGUCCACUGUUCAACCAACGACCAUGGCGGCAAGGAACGAUUUACAGUGCAUCGCCCUGCGAGAUGUGCCAGUGUCACGGGCAUGCAACAUCUUGUGUCUACGAUGCAACAAUCGAUGAGGCCAAGCUCAGUCUUGAUAUAGAAGGCUACAACAACGGAGGUGGAGUCUGCACUAACUGCACAAAACACACAACAGGCAUCAAUUGUGAGCGCUGCGAAACAGGCUGGUAUCGACCGAUCGGAGUAAGGCCAGAUGCUGAGGUUCCGUGUUUGCCUUGCCAAUGCAGUCCUAUCGGGUCUGUCGGCUCCUGCGCUCCUGAUGACCUCGGUGGCAAGGUUGCUGGCUCCUGCGAGUGUCUUCCAGGAUUUGCAGGCGAACUAUGCGAUCGCUGUGCUAUUGGUUUUCACAACUAUCCAAACUGUGUACCAUGUUCCUGUGAUUUUCGCGGAUCAAAAGAGUCCUCCUCAUGUAAUAAGCAUUGUGAUUGCAAGUCGAAUGUGAUGGGUGCCCAGUGUGAUGAAUGCAAGCCUGGAUUUUUUGGCCUCUCAGCAGACAAUCCAGAUGGGUGCUCACCAUGCUAUUGUUCAGGCAUUUCGAGCACUUGUGAAGACUCAUAUGCGUACAAAUUAGAUAAGGUGGACAGCCUUAACGGAUGGCUUGUUUGUGAUUUAGGCGUCACUCGCACAGUAUUGCCGACGCUGGACAUCGAAACUAACCAACUCUACAUCGGCAAUUAUGAACUGCCAGGUGUCGAAAGCUAUUUUUGGCUUGCGCCGGAGGUCUAUCGUGGCGACAAAGUCACUAGCUAUGGAAGCAGGAUCCAGUUCCACGUCUCCUGGGUCGUUAUGCGUGGAGACACCAGCGGCAAACCUACUGAAACUCCAGAUAUUGUCAUCAUCGGUAACAAUGGUCUGAAACUUGGCUACGGAAAAAGCAAGUACUAUAACGAGAAAAAUGAGAGCAUCAUUAUCAAUCUGAUUGAGAGAGGUUGGUUCAGAAUAGAGGAUGGGAAUGAUACUCACACUGACUCACAAAUACAAGCCCCAGUGUCGCGGGAACAGUUCCUCAGUGUAAUUGGUGAUAUCAAGCAUAUUUUGCUGCGGGCAACUUUUCACACAGAUCAAGUUGAAGGAAGUUUGCUGCUUGCCAUCCUUGAAACGGGGACAAAGAACGGAACGGGUGAAGUAGUCCGGACAGUGGAACGGUGCAUUUGUCCAGAUGGCUAUUCAGGUUUGUUGUGCCAGUACUGUAGCUAUGGCUACGCAAGGAUUUUGCCUGACUCACCUAACAAACACGCCGUUUGUACCCUUUGUGACUGCAACAACCAUGCUGUCAGCUGCGAUCCCAUCAAUGCUGUUUGCACGUCUUGCGAGCACAACACGACAGGACCGAAGUGCGGGCAGUGUCUUCCAGGGUUCUACGGAAAUGCUGAGAAUGGCGAAAUUGACGAUUGCAAACCAUGCGCGUGUCCGCUGACAGAAGCAUCCAACAACUUCAGUGCAGCCUGCAUUGCUAACGGAACGGACGACUACACCUGCACGCAAUGUUCAAAAGGUUACGCGGGUCAACAUUGUGAAGAAUGUGCGUUUGGCUAUUAUGGAAACCCUCUUGAAAUCGGCUCAACCUGUAAGCUUUGCGACUGCAACAACGGUCCAUGCAAUCAGGUAACUGGCCAAUGCCUGGACUGCAAAGGCAACACUGAAGGCUGGCGUUGCGAGAAAUGCAAGCCGCAUCACUACGGGGACCCACUAAAUUUUGACUGCAAACCAUGUAAUUGUAGUAGCAUUGGCUCUAAGACAGUUGAUUCCUGCAAUACGGUUACUGGUCAGUGUGAGUGCUUGGACAACUACACAGGACGAGCGUGUGAUCGCUGUUUUGACGGGUUCGGAAACGUCACUGCAGGCUGCAAACUUUGUGACUGUGAUGCAAUUGGCUCUCAAUCUGAGCUCUGUGAUCCACAGUCUGGACAGUGUCCAUGCAAACCAGGAGUAGCUGGUGAUCAGUGUAACCAGUGUUUGCCAUCCUAUUACGGCUUCUCCACUGACGGUUGUAAAAGUUGUAACUGCGAUUUGGUUGGGAGCACAAACCUCACAUGCGACUCGUUCCUGGGAACAUGCACGUGUCACCCGAACGUGGUGGGCAAAACAUGCGAUACGUGCGAAGUGGGUUUCUGGGGUCUUGGUUACACCGGCUGCCAACAGUGCAGUUGUGACAGUGUUGGCUCAGUCAACUCCACAUGCAACCCUGUCACUGGACAGUGCGAGUGCAAAAUCGGCAUCGGGGGUCAAAACUGCGACCGCUGUCUUCCUGAUUAUUAUGGAUUCUCCGUAGAUGGAUGUUUAAAAUGUGAACCUUGCAACAAUCCUGGUUUCAUCUGUGAUCCAGACACAGGUCAAUGCGUUUGCCCAGUUCUGUCGGAGGGAGAGACAUGCAACGUCUGCAAACAAAAUGCUUGGGGUUUCAAGCCCCUGAAAGGCUGUCAGCCAUGCAAUUGCGACAGCCAUGGAUCUCUGAGCCUGCAGUGUAAUUCGACCAGUGGUCACUGUCUGUGCCAGGAAGGUUACGAAGGGAUUCAUUGCAAUCGCUGCUCUCCUGGUUACUUUGGUUACCCACGGUGUCGCCCAUGCAAUUGUCACCAACCCGGGGUUGACACACUCAACUGUCAAGGAAGGGAGUGUGAUUGCGACGAACAUGGCCAGUGUCCUUGCAAGUCGAAUGUCAUCGGUAAACGGUGUGAUGAAUGUAAAGAUGGGACGUUCGGACUCUCCUCGGAAAUGCCAGAAGGGUGUAUACCUUGCUUCUGUUUCGGGAGGACCACAAAGUGUAUUGCGGCCGGCCUUUCGUGGUCGCAAGUUCGACUCCUACACUCAAGGACUCUCUCUGUUGAGUACGAUAGCAACGCAACACAGUUUCCUCCAGAUUCGCAAAUUUAUCCUGUUAACACGCAAGAAAUCUGUUUCAUCAAUCUGGCAGUUCCGGGUGGUGGAGAGAUGAGCCUCAACAGCGAAGGUUUAAAUGUAACAAACAAUCUGCGAAUAAUCCCUGGCGAUUUAGGUGAUGUGCAAAUCGGAGUGAGCUUUCUGUUUGACACUCCUGUCUACUGGCAGCUACCAGCCAGUUUCCUUGGAGACAAGGUGUUAUCAUAUGGUGGCUACCUGCGCUUUGCAGUGGAAACGGAGGGAGGUAACACUCUCUUACCGCCUGGAGUGCUGUCGUCGUACCCGCUCAUCCAGAUACAAGGCAAUGGAAAGAUUGUUCUUGAACACUUUCCCGCUUUGCCGAAUCCCUCAAACCGCUAUGAAGUUCGGCUUCAUGAAUCGUUGUGGCAUGUGAAGAAUAAUCCAACAGAGAAAAUUAAUAGAGAAACAUUGAUGUUAACCUUGCAGAAUUUACAGCAUAUUCUCAUUCGGGCUACCGACUCAGUCGAUUUUAAGAAAGCUUUAUUAAGAGAUGUAUCAUUAGACAAAGCCACUGAAGCAAAAGGCUCGGUCGUUUCCAAUGCAGUCGGCGUUGAGCUGUGCGAGUGCCCUCAUCAAUAUAAUUCCACGUCGUGUCAGAACCCAAGCAUCGGCUUCUACCGUCACUACAACAAAAACAGUGUUGGCUCCACUGUUAUCAUCCAGGUCAUCGGGGAAGCAGCUCCGUGUGAAUGUAAUGGCCGUUCAAAUGUUUGCGACAUUGAAACUGGCCACUGCCUGAAUUGUUCUGAGAACACAGGUGGAGAGAAUUGCGAGUAUUGUGCCGAAGGAUAUUACGGCGACCCCAUCUUGGGUCCAUGCAAACCGUGCCCUUGCCCUUAUACCGAUCGUAAUUUUGCUCAGAGCUGUCAAGUUUUUCCCGGUCAAGAAACCAUUUGCACAUGCAAGCCUGGCUACACCGGCAAAGUGUGUGAUAGGUGCAGUUACGGGUGGUUUGGGUUUCCACAGAAGAUAAACGGAUCAUGUAGGAUGUGCGAGUGCAACCCUCACGGGAGUGUGAGCGAUGAAUGUCAUGAGUUGAGCGGCCAGUGCAACUGUAAACUGGGCAUAACCGGAAGGGACUGUUCCGUUUGUCCACCUCGCCAUACCCUCUCAAACAAAGGAUGUGUAGCUUGCGAAGAUGGCUGCACUGAUUUAUUGUUGGACAAAUUGGAAGAUCUGGAAGGCACUCUCAGAGAAGCAUCCAUCACCGUCUCUGAUGGCACAAUCGCUGCUCCUUGGCCAAGGCUCAUGGUGUUCGAAUCAAACCUGACGGAACUCGAAAGCGUAGCACAAGUUUUCUCCAGCACCAAUCGCAAGCUGAAUUUACUCUUGGAGGACAUCGAUGAUGUUAUCAAGAAGAAAUCCAAGCAUGCUCUCACUAAGGUGAAAAAGAUAGAGAAAAACAGUUUGAAUGCUUCCACGGAUGCUUAUCUUCUCCGAGCAGAUGCUGAGACAGAAUUGCUAGCUGCGAAAAUCCUAGAACGUGAAAUUUUUGAAAUCGUUUAUUCAUUGAAAAGCUAUGGAAAAACUGAAGAAAGUGAGGAUGUAAAUACCGGAGCUGCCCUGUCCGAAGCAAAAUUGCUGUUCAAUCAAAUCAGAGAUUUCGAUUUUGAACCAAUCACAAUCAAUGUCAUCAAUGUCUCCGAGGGUUGCAAAGCACUACUUGAUGAUGUUGAAGAGUCGAGUAAUCAUAACGAUUUGGAUAACCUUCAAAAGAGGCUGGAUACAGUCCUUGAAAAAAUCAGAGAUCUGGACAAAAAUGUUCUCAACAUAAUGGGCAAUUUAGAAAAGGUUAGGCACACAACAGAAAGUAACAAAGAGGUAGCAUUGCGGCUGGACGAAGUUUCAAAUGAAAUCGUCUCCAUCGAAAGCGAAACUGAUGAGACUUUGAAUACAACUCUACAACAAAUGGAUGUGAUUGAAAAUCGUUUUGAGGAAUUUCAAUCAAACGUUGAGGAAUUGAAAGAUGUCGGAGAGUAUCUGAAGAAUCUUACGAGACAAGCAUCGGAGAAAGAAGCCAGUCUGUCAAAUCUGAAUCCACUUUACAAAGAGGUCUACGUUAUUCCCGCCCAAAAACAUGCAGAUGGUUUACUAGAAUCGGCUCGCAGUUAUGAUGAUCUUUUCCAGUUCACGCGGCAAAAGUCGGACUAUGCAUUACGCGCAAGCAAAGCUUAUCAAAGUAUCAUCGAUGCUUUGAAAAGCGCUCGAGAGGCGGCUGUCAAUGCCAGCUUAGCGGCCACGGAGGCUUUUAAUCAAGUUCUGCCAGAACGCAAAGAAGAAUCACUCUUGGAGAAAGCAAAAGCAGCCGAAGAGGAAUCAAGGCAGAUAAAAACCCGUGCCGAGCUCCAAGAUGCCCGUGUUCAGGAACUGCAUGCGCAAUUCAAAGCGCAUCUACGUGCAGUCGAGUCCUUGAGGAAUAAUGUUAAGAAAGCAGCCAAAGAUGAUAACAGCAUUGCCAAACAGUUACAAGAAGUUUCCAACGACGAAGCAUCAAAACUAGAAGAAACAUUGCUUCGAGCCGAAGACAUCAUUCAAGUUGCAAACGAAAUUUAUGAUAAUGCAACAGUCAUCAGCAGCGAUGCAGCAAUAAAUCUAAGACCCCAACUAAAGAAGCUGGAUGACGAAGGAGAGCUAAGUUUACAAGCAGCGGAAGACAAAAUAACAGACGUGCAUUCUGUGAGUAAAAGAGUGCAAGAGCAGCUUGCCAUCAUGCAGCUAGCUGAGGCAAAAAGAAACGAAAAAUUCACACUUUGGAACAGCACCCUACUGGAGAAAUUAGAUGCUGUGAAAAUGAAGAUUACUCAAGCUCGGCAUAUAGCAGACGGUAUUCGUCUGUCAUUGACAAGCAAAGGAGAACGAGGGUCUUGUAUCCGAUCCUACCAACCGGAUCUUCUAGAGUCGAGCAUCACCAACACAAUCGUCCUCACCUAUGCAAUCAGCUCUCAACAUCGUGAUGCUCUCUUGUUUUAUCUGCCAAGUUCCACCACAAGUGAUUUCCUGGCAGUGGAAAUGGUCAACCGAAAAAUCAGAUUUGUGUGGAAUGUUGGAGGAGACACAGGGGAAGUGACAAACGCAGUUCACAUUCAAACUGCAGGUGACCUCAGCAAUGACCAGCAUUGGUAUCGCAUUGAAGCAGAAAGGAAAGCAAACGUGGGAACACUGUACGUGCGGCCUCAAGUUUUGCCGUUCGGGUCGUACCUUCGCGAUGGUUCACCGGUAACAGGGAAUUCAACAGGAGGGAUCGGGCGCCUGGAUGUGAGCCCCCACGAUCGUGUAUGGGUUGGCGGCGCUGACCACAAACCAGCCGAGUUGCGCUCCAUGCAGCCAGGUCUUGUCGGUUGUCUCCAUAAUCUUUUCCUCGAUGGCCGUCCAAUUGGGUUAUGGGACUUCCGCACUCAAACAGAAGGCUGCACUGCUUGUAUUGAGGGUGCUGAGGAGGUGAAAGACGAACAAACAUACCGAUUCUUGGGCGACGGUUAUGCAGUCCUACACCAUGACAGUUCCUCUGCCUACAAUAAAUAUCUCCUCUCCGUAUCGCUGAACUUCAAGACUUUUGACGAAGAUGCCCUACUAUUUUUGGCUGUCACAAACGAUACUGAUAAAUUUGUCUCUGUCACACUUUCUGAGGGUCGUGUAGUUUUCCGAGUUGGUUACGGAGGUGAUAUUAGUCUUGAGAUAUCAAGUAACUCACGCUACAACACAGGCAACUGGACUCGACUGGAGGCUACAAGAUACUUUGAUCGGAAGAAAAAAGUAGAGAAAGGUAUCCUGAAAAUCGGAACGGAAUCGCGAGAUGGGGCGCCAACACCACCUCCUAAUCAAGAUGCAAUCCCUGAUCUAUCCCAAGCGCAGUUAUUCGUGGGCGGCACUCCACCAAGUUUCCGAACAAGACGUUGGCCAGGUUCUUACUUGGGCUGCAUGUCGGAAGUGAACGUUGCACAAGAAGGUUACAAUCUGUUGCGUGGGCAAUUCUGGGGUAUCCAGCCCUCAUGCUCGCAAAAGGCUCUAACCAUUGCUGGAUUCAAUGGAAACGGAUACUUGGAGCUGGCAUCGUACAGCCUUGAGAAAAAAGCUGCUUUCGGCUUUGUGUUUGCAACCUUACAGCAGAAUUGCUUGUUGAUGUUGUCCACCUCUCAAGGACUAAUGAAUCGACAAAGUUACUAUGCGGUGAGCCUCCGCAACGGCCAGAUCGACGUGCGGUUGAAUGCAGGUCACGGAGAGGUGCGGCUGGCAAGCACAAGCUCCGACUACGGCAAUGGGCAGUUCCACUCGGUGGUCGUCAUCAAGCGAGGCAAAAAACUGGAACUCCAAGUCGACGACACGACCGAUUCCUCAGCAACGCUCCCUCGUGGGAGCCUCAACAUUAAAGUCCCUGGAGAUGCCGGUGGCCUCUUCUUCGGUGGAAUACCACCGGAUAUCAACACAACUGGCCUGGCUGUCUCAGAUGAACCUCUUAUUGGGACCAUCAAAGACGCAAUCUUUAAUAACAGUGUUCUAGCCUUUGAUAAGCCGUUGGAAUUUGAGCACGUGGCAAUUGGUCGUCAUGGACCCGUGCCAGUGCGGACGGAGGCAUCUCGACUCGAGGUGGAAUCCAUGCAGAUUUCUCCAGAAAACUCUGCCAAUGGCUGUCGCAAAGUUUCCAGCUACCCAAUCGAGUCAGGAGCAGCUAAAUUCGGUGACACUCCUCACAGUCAUGUCCAAAUUGAUUUCUCCAAGCGUAACCUUGGAAACAUUUUUCAGGACAAUUUUACGCUAGAGAUGCAGUUCAGAACUUUUUAUCCCAAUGGAGUACUCCUAGUUAUACCUAGCAUCAAAAACAAAUUAGCAAACUUCAUAAUGGCAACGCUCGUGAAUGGCCGGUUAAAGGUCAUUGUCCAGGGGAAGAAGAAGAAAAAAUCUGAGAGCAUGUCUCAAAUUGCAGUGAAUGAUGGAUUGUGGCAUCAUAUGAUGCUCAUGAAAGAGGAACACAUAUUCCGCAUGCAAAUUGACAACAAUCCGCCUAUCUCGUUCGAGGCCCACAAGAAGUCGAACAUCGGAAACAUUACAUACAUCGGAGGUCUGCCAGAGGAACUCUUAACCUCAAUGAAAUUCUCAUAUUUCCCCAAAACAGAAACUUUCAAAGGCUGCUUAGCUCGUUUAAUCCUGAACGGUCAGUUCGAAGACUUGGUCGGAGAUAAGUAUCAUAAAGUAGGACAGUGUUUCCCGCAUGUUGAGAAGGGCUCUUAUUUUCCAGGAGACGCUUUUGCUAUCUAUGAAAAUGAGUUCGAUGUUGGUUCGUUAAUAGAAUUAGAAAUUGAAUUCCGAACGUCUGAAAUGAAUGGAAUCAUCCUCUCUGUAUCACAACCAGAAGGGUAUCCAGCUCUUUCUCUCCAGUUUAUCAAUGGCAAGGUUGUAAUGACAGGCGACAUGGGCGACCGCCGGCCUUUCCGUGUUGAGCUAGGUUUGGGCUCUGAUUUUGCAGUGUGCGAUAACAAAUGGCAUCGGAUCGUGGCCCAGUUCAACAACGAUGAGAUAACACUGAGGCUGGACAGCGAGGGAACCAAGUACUGGCUCUCGGAUAAUGGACAUUUGACUGGAGCGCACACUAAUAGUCCACUCUACAUUGGAGGCUUACCAGAUCAUGCGACGAUAGACACAUUAGAAACACGGGAGAACUUCAAAGGCUGUAUCCGUUACGUAAGCAUCAACAAAAUACGCAAGGACUGGAUCGAGAUGGAAGCCCUCCACAGCAUCCUCCUCGGCUCCUGCCCCCGUGAUAAUGAUCCAAAGUUGUGAUACUCAACUGGGACUUGCACCAUCAAAUGGUUUCAAGACUGACAAUUUAAUGCUCUCUGCUUCUGUUGCAAACCUCACAGGGUCCACAUCAAGUGAACUAUAUCUUGCAAUUCGAAACUACAAAGUCUGACACCGGAUGUCACCAUGUGCAUAAAGAACUAUGGAACGUAUGAUGUUUCUUAACUGAGCCAAGAGUUGCAGUUCCCAAUCGCAAAAUGUAGUCAAUCUGUAACAUUAUGAAACUAUGAAGCCGUGUCUCAAAAUCCCAUGCAUAUCUUACUUUUUUACAUUAAUAAUGCCGUGUUAAGGCACAUCGGAACGUGCUGUAUGAACAUUCAAAUGUUGCCAAAUUUCCUUUCAGGAAAUUUCAGACUUUCUGAGCAAAUUAUAUACUAACAAUAUUCUCAAAAAUAGUCGGAAGAAAGAUGGUGCACCAAUUUUUCCGAAAAUUAGUAAUUUUUUCAAGGAGAUUUGUCAACACCUGAAAGCUCACACGGCGUUUUUCCUUAGCAUGGCAGAAUAUUACUCUACAGUUUUGUGUUAAAUUUUCGAGGAAUUUAAUUGUAAGGGCAAAGAAAAAUCACAGACAUCCUUUAAAGAAGUAAGAUGGGGCAGAAAAUCAAGAAUCAAGAUUGGCAGGUUGUGCAAUAAAAUGGGGAUAUUUUGCAAAGGCUUAAAUGAAUAAAGUGCUGUUUAUCUGGCAACUAUGUCCACAUUCAGUAUCUUUGCAUCGUAGUUACAUUGUUUCGUAGUUUCACUUUCAAAAUGCUGUGGUCCUGUAGAAAUUUAGUCCCUCCUCAGGACUCAUAAUUCAAUUUUUUGUUUGUUUUUUUUAACUCUUCAUGUGUGCCUUUGGCAUGUUCUGCCACAUGUUUUUUUUUUUUUUUUGUCUUUUUAAUUUUCAAAUUGUUUUCAAGCAAAGAUGAGCCGUGUACCACAAUGAUUCCACAGCUGUCCUUGUUAGAACAUCGUAGUGAAAAUAUGUACAACAUAAACGGAAAUCAAAAUAUUCAUAAUUAUCAAAAUUUUUAGUCAGGGUCUGUCCACAAUAAUUAAGACUACCAAUUUGUAUCUAACACUUAAAUAAUUCACCAAAUUUGAAGAUGACUCUUAAUUUUCUUCUCCUUGAGCAUCAUGAAUUCUCCUCACAAUGUGGAAAAUAGUUUUUGUAGGUAUCAUGAUCUCACAAUUGACUCAAAAAUAUUUUGUAUUGGUUAUUUUUUAAAACCCAACUUCCAAAAAUCGAGUAUUUUCUAGGAUGACUGCCCAACGAUGUAAAGACAAUUGCAAAAAAAAUUUUAACAAUGUUUUGAUACUUGCAAUUAGAUUGCAGGGACUCAAAACUUUCUUUCAGAGUUAGUGGCUCAGCAUUAAAUUUUGUCCUGGAAGACAUCAAUGGCACAUGGCCCAUCAAAUUUUGAAAUAAUAUUGUCAACCUCAAACCCUAUUAUUCGCCGUUCAUACAUUACAUGAACUUGUAAGACAGGGCCAAAUGUGAGAAAACGUUUUGAAUUAAUCAUAGUUACAAUAUGAAGAAGGGAGAGUUUACGACUUCCUCUUUUUUAGGUAAUCCUAAUGUUACUCCGACCUACUUCCUAUUUUUGUGCCCAAGAAUCAAAAUUGAAUAGGUUCCUCAAGUCCAUCAUAUUGUAAGUUUUGAUUGGAUCGAAAAUUAUUCAUCAUUUGUAUUAGCUUUAAAAUUAUUUCUUUGUACAUAUAUUUUUAAAAUUUCAGUAAUUUUUUAGUGUUUUUUUUUUUCUUUGUAUCGAAAAUUAUGUUUGUAAAUACAUUAACAGAUUUUGUAUGUACAUAGACAGGCAUAUGAGAUUGUAGCUUCUCACUUCGCUAACAAAACUCGAAAUUCCAGAAUUCGAAAGUUUAUUUUGUAGCAUUUUGUAAAUUAUUUUCUCUUCUUGUAUAUUCAUUGACUCUAGUUUUCUGGAAAAUUGACUAGAAAAUUUUUUAUUUGCAAAUAGCAAUCAUUCGAAGUGUUGCCCCAAUUUUGAAACUGCCUUUUUAUUAAUGGUUGUAUUUUUUGUAUUUGACCUGAAUUUAUUCAAAAGAUUUGGAAGAAUAAAUUAAUUUUUUACUGA
Bemisia tabaci is the source of this 11510-nucleotide messenger RNA. NCBI's taxonomy places the organism in Eukaryota, Metazoa, Arthropoda, Insecta, Hemiptera, Aleyrodidae. The record is from RefSeq and is a predicted model, not a curated record.